AAGACAUUGCAAUUUGCAUCUAAACCUGUUGGCUGUUACAUCAAAAUUUCACACUGAUCCCCAAAAGCACCGCUAAAUCAUACUCUCUCUCUCUGGUUGAGUCGUUGUGUUAUUCUUUCAAUUUCAAUGGAUCGAAACCAAAUCCUUCUCGUUGGGUUACCAAUCUUCCUCUUCUUCUCGGACAUUCUCAACCUCUUCUCUCCUCAACCCCCUCCCAAACCAACCCAUCAUCAUCACCUUCCCAUCCACCCCAAACCGCACCCUCAACCGCACCUUCAACAACCCCUCGAGUUCCCUGCGCAGAAACAGAGUGGUUUUGGCCCAAUUGGAGCUGGCAACACCGUGAGCAUUGAUUUCUGCACUUCCUGCUCUUACAAGUUUUCUCCAAAUUGAAAGAGAACAGAUUCCCUGGGGAAAUUGAGUUGAGGGAACUUGUUGGGAGAAGAUUAGCUAGUACAAGAUUUGCCAGUGGUAUUGAAGGUGGUGUUGUGCUCUAGAACCCUCAAUAGCUGAUUGCAAGAUUUAUCUCAUUUAUUUGAAGUUAGGCCUUGAGAAGAUACAUCACACAGAUUGAAGCCUUCAAAAUGGAUGUUAAAGAAUCAAAUUUUUAGUUAGUGUUUGUGUAAUUUGUUUUGUACACUGUUAGGUAAGCUAGUGAAUAAUAAGCAAGCAUUUUUCUCAUGCUCUCACUUUUGAAGCCUUUUUUUUUCUUUUUAUAAACUUGGAUUUCAUAAAAAAAAUAUUCCUCCAUUUACUAACA
Glycine soja is the source of this 760-nucleotide messenger RNA. Its product is annotated as selT-like protein. The transcript has 3 exons. Lineage: Eukaryota; Viridiplantae; Streptophyta; Magnoliopsida; Fabales; Fabaceae. The record is from RefSeq and is a predicted model, not a curated record. Gene Ontology annotation, cellular component: endoplasmic reticulum membrane. Gene Ontology annotation, biological process: cell redox homeostasis. Bases 127 to 393 code for a protein of 88 amino acids. Gene Ontology annotation, molecular function: thioredoxin-disulfide reductase (NADPH) activity.